Molecule: messenger RNA, 1263 nt
Organism: Peronospora farinosa
Lineage: Eukaryota; Oomycota; Peronosporomycetes; Peronosporales; Peronosporaceae
Source: the annotation of a GenBank genome assembly
AUGGACGAGGAAGUGGUGCUAGGCUACACCGCCGCUAUUGCAGCCGUCUUCUUCUUUGGAACGUGCUACGUGCCAGCAAAGACGUACGCCACCUACGAUGGCAUUAUUUUCCAGUGGUUUAUGUGUUCCGGGAUCUUAAUGGUGGGUAUCGCCUGGGGUCUUUUAAGCAACAACUGGUCGCAGUAUUCCCAUUCAGGCAUGUAUACAUUUCCAGAAGGACUCCUGGGUGGAUCUUUAUUCGCUAUUGCCAAUCUAUUGAUUCCUACAGUGGUCAAUACCCUCGGCCUGGGCGUGGGCUUCAUGCUUUGGAACGCCACCAACAUUACACUAGGCUACUGUGUUUCAAGACUCGGUCUCUUUGGCAUGGCACCUACGAUCCCUUCCAUGCCAUGGGUCAGUCUAUUGGGCAUCGCCUUUAUGCUGGCUUCCAUUGCUGUCUACGGCACCAUUAAGCCAACGUUGAAAGCAGCCAAGAAGGCCAAGGAGCCCAAGAUUCUAGACGACGGAGACGGGCAGGAAUCAGACCUUAAGGUGCACUGGGAGAGUCUGGGUAGUACCAAUAGCUUGAACAGCUCCGUUGGAGAGAGCUCGCUGUUGCUGCCACAAUUUUCGCCUGACGCAGAUCUUGCGAAUGUGUUGCUGGUUCGACGCGAGUCACUUCAAGAAGCACUCAUGCACCCAGAGCUCCCGAAUUUUGGACCAUACAUGAUGCCGAACAUAGUGGGAGAACGUGUGGAAUUGGCGAACGCUGGCGCUGAGAAUACGCGCAAGGCUUUUGGUAUGGCGAUUGCGCUGCUGGUGGGCGCUUUCUUGAGCUGCUGCCUUGUGCCGUUUGUGAAUUGGAAGGGUCGCUGCCAUCCAUCCGAUCCUGCGCUCAGCAGCCCUAUUGUGGAAACGUGCAACCCACUGAAUUUUGUUUUUUCGCAGUGUUUGGGCAUCUACUUGACCAGCACGAUCAUUUUCCUGCUCUACUCGCUGUUCCACCGAUUCGUGCUGAAGCGCUCAAUGCCUCGUAGUGUGAUGCGCCCGGCUUAUAUUUGUGGUGUGCUGUGGGGAAUCGGGUUGUGUGGCCAGCUCUACGCUAUUGGCGCGUUGGGUUUUGACCAGAUCUUUCCCAUCUGCUCCAUUGGCCCCGCGAUGGUCUCGAUGCUCUGGUCAGCUGGCUAUUUCAAGGAAAUUCAAGGCAAGAAGAACCUCCACACGUUGGCGCUAGGCACAGUCUUAGUUCUUAUUGGUACAGGACUGCGAGCCAUCUCCGUGUAA